Molecule: messenger RNA, 768 nt
Organism: Penicillium verhagenii
Lineage: Eukaryota; Fungi; Ascomycota; Eurotiomycetes; Eurotiales; Aspergillaceae
Exons: 1
Coding region: 1-768 (255 amino acids)
Biological process (GO): regulation of transcription by RNA polymerase II
Molecular function (GO): DNA-binding transcription activator activity, RNA polymerase II-specific
Source: RefSeq, a predicted model, not a curated record
AUGGGGAGAACCGUCGAUCAAUACCUCCUAGCAGCCUAUGAUCAUCACAACAGAGCGCUACAAGGUUAUCGCUGCAGCCUCUCAAACGUGGACUCGGAGACCUGUCAUGCGAUCUUUGGGUGUGCAUGCCUCCUCUUUAUAACCUCCUUCUCCCGCCCAUCAAAGAAUCCUUUCCCAUUAAAUCAGCCCAACAUCACGACGGGCAUCGGUACAUGGCUUGAUUUUCAACUUUCAGAGUGGACUAUCCUCAUCAAGGGAUUGCCUUCUAUUGUCUACCAUAGUGAGCUUUUGCCAAUCCUUCGACAAGGGCCAAUGUCGCCUCUAAUGACGGCAGGAGAUAAUCCCCACGGUGAAGACAAUCAAGAUCAUGAGAGGAAUUUUGUGGCUUUCUCUAGGCUUCGGGAUCUCUCAGAAGCCAUAGGGAAACAAUCAAACGAUCGUCAUAUUAUUGACGUUUGCCAGUCGUCGAUCAGUGUACUCCGUGAGGUCAUUGAGGAACUUCCACAAAAUCAUGACACGGUCCUUGCAUUCACGUGGCCGAUGAAAGUUAAUCCUGACUACCUCGUUCUAUUGGAGAAUAAGGCACCCGAGACAUUGCUAGUGUUUGCCUAUUAUUGUGCUCUUCUGCAUUUAAUGAGCUCGAGAUGGUUCACUAAGAGCUGGCCGCGCUCUAUUCUGGAAUCUAUUCGAGAAAUUAUUGAAGAAAAGUGGGCUUGGUUGCUCAAGUGGCCUAUGGAGACGGUGCUUGGUGGCCAAAUGCUAAGCUAA